Blastomyces gilchristii SLH14081 is the source of this 630-nucleotide messenger RNA. RefSeq lists its product as uncharacterized. The coding region runs from base 46 to 630 and encodes 194 amino acids. The record is from RefSeq and is a predicted model, not a curated record. Lineage: Eukaryota; Fungi; Ascomycota; Eurotiomycetes; Onygenales; Ajellomycetaceae. The transcript has 2 exons.
CUUGAUAUUAUCGCUGAGGUAUCUUUUUGUAUUUUUCUGCUGGGGAUGGGCCAGAUUGGGAAGGGCGGUACGAGGGUGAGACUUGGCGUUGGUGUUUUGGAACAUCAAAGAUGGACAGGGUUUUCGCGGAGGUCGCUCCUCAGAUAUCUCCACAACUACAGAUCGGGGAUCUUCCAAAAUCGAGAAGAUUGGUGCAUACGGCUAGGUCUCUUCACCUUACAAUUUGUAUGGCAAUUUGGCCCGGGGUUGUGGUGUGGUAGGGGAGAAUGGGGGAUAAUCCCACGCAGGAGUUCCGAACGACGUCUGGUUCACGUUUGGCUGGAUAACUCCACCACCACACGGGGUAUGCGGUCGGCGAUGGGGUCAGAAUGCUCGUAUGAUCGAGGGCUUUUCGAUGGAUCUAUCGGCGGGUUCUUAUUCGAAAAAUCGAGCGAGUUCGUGGUGGAGCGGUUUGUUGGCAUAGAUGCCUGUGUAUAUAUUCUCAGAGUCAGAUUAAAGAAGAAGUAUGAUUUAAAUCAAUUAAAUAUGAGGUUCUUAUUCUCAACUGAGACAGGAAUUAAAUACUUAAUAGACUUUCUAUCAGAAACUCAAAGCAGCUACAAGAAAAUGGCUGAAUUCAGAAGUAUCUGA